AUGCGGACCUGCGAUGUGGCGUAUGAGACAACCUUCUUCCGCGAAUCCGAGCACUUCCUCUUAAAAGCUCUUAGGGCACAGCUCACUGCGCCGGUCUCCAACUACACCCGCCUCAGGAUCCUUUACCUCUCUCACAACGACGUCUCCGGCGAGUUUCCGUCAGGAAUUGCUUCUCUUAAGCAUCUACUGAGGCUUGACCUUUCUGACAACAACAUCCACGGUCCCAUUCCCAACCAACUCUCUUCCUCAGUUCACCUUCUCACGCUUCGUCUACAGAACAAUGUGCUCUCUGGGCAAGUUUCGGAUCUCUCUGUUCCGCUCGUUAAUCUCCCAGACGUCAAUUUCACCAACAACGAGCUCUACGGAAGCUUACCCGAUGGGAUGUUGAAGAAAUUCGGCGACAGAACCUUCUCUGGGAACGAAGCUUUGUGUGGCUCAGCCCCAUUCCCAAUUUGUUCCUUCACAGACAGCCCUUCUUCUGCAUCACCAUUGGACGCAACCUCCUAG
Molecule: messenger RNA, 507 nt
Organism: Neltuma alba
Lineage: Eukaryota; Viridiplantae; Streptophyta; Magnoliopsida; Fabales; Fabaceae
Product: leucine-rich repeat receptor-like protein kinase PXC1
Exons: 2
Coding region: 1-507 (168 amino acids)
Molecular function (GO): protein binding
Source: RefSeq, a predicted model, not a curated record